Megalobrama amblycephala (Wuchang bream) is the source of this 1088-nucleotide messenger RNA. RefSeq lists its product as uncharacterized. Bases 1 to 711 code for a protein of 236 amino acids. The transcript is spliced from 3 exons. The record is from RefSeq and is a predicted model, not a curated record. Lineage: Eukaryota; Metazoa; Chordata; Actinopteri; Cypriniformes; Xenocyprididae.
AUGCCGUAUGGGCUAGCCAAUGCACCUGCGGUCUUCCAAUCCUUCAUUAACGAGAUUUUCAGAGACAUCUUGAACAAAUAUGUUGUGGCCUACAUAGACGACAUCUUGAUUUAUUCCAAGUCUGAGGAAGAACACAAGGGUCAUACACAAGACCCUGGAGUUCCAGCCUCUGUCCCCAGAACCACUGCAGAUGUGACAAGUCCUGCAGAGUCUUGCAGUAUUGUCUCUACUGCUCCUUCGGGGGCAUUAUUGCAAGCUUCAUCUGCAGUUCGACUUCAUCGUUUGUGGUCAGAGACCUUGCCACCAGAGGAUCACAAGUGGAUUGCCAGCAGGCUUUUUAAAAUGGGGCCCAAGGGAAAACCAAAGCUUCUUGACGUCCUACAGCUCUGGGAUUACCCACCACAGCCAGCACCCACAUACAAUCAGGCUCCAGCUCCAGACAGAUUUUUUUGUCAUGCGCUUUUGCUGUGGAUGCCAUACAAGCUGUGGAUGGUCAAGGUUCUCUGUCCCAAUCCCGCCUGCGGACUGCAUCAACUGACAGGAGGCGGUCUGCACAAAAGGGCACGGCAGGUUUUAGACAUCGAUAGGAUGUACAACAUGGUCACAGAAACCCUCAUCUGUAUCAAGUGUAAAGCCUCGCAUGUGUUCUGGAAUCAGACUGUCCUGCAACAGCUGGAUCUGGGCCAUCGGGUCAUCCUCACGCGGAAGUAAGUACACUUUCAUUCCACAUCCAGUUGAUAGCCCAAAUCAAAUUUCUUUUCCUAAGGUAUGCCUGUGAUAUGCGGGUCAUUCGGUUCCUGCGUAAGCGUGGACUAGGCAACAGUCCCACAUGGGUCAUCAAACAACUGCGUGAGAACCACAGUGAGGAGUGGCUGCAGCAUCAGGCCCGGUACACCACCCAAUGUGUGGACUUCCUCAAUCGACCCGGGGUGUUGCCAAUAAAAUUCCAGGAACCCCCAGAGCCUACAGUGGUGCCAAGCUGCAAGUGGCUGCUCACAGUAUACAGCCAAGACAUCCUGACAAGGCUGGAUGAAAUCCAUGCAAAGAUAACAUCUACGUAUGGAUCAGUCUUAAAGAUGGAUUCCACU